AUGGACUGUAACUGCGUCAGUGAUCUGCUGCUCCCCCCGGUGCCCGCACUCUGGACGCCAGGGAUCGCCUUCCCAGACUGGGCCUACAAGCCUGAGUCGAGCCCCGGGUCCAGACAGAUCCAGCUGUGGCACUUCAUCCUGGAGCUGUUGCAGAAGGAGGAGUAUAACAGCGUGAUCGCAUGGCAAGGCGACUACGGAGAGUUUGUGAUCAAGGACCCGGACGAGGUGGCUCGGCAGUGGGGGUUAAGGAAAUGCAAACCUCACAUGAACUACGACAAGCUGAGCAGGGCACUGAGGUAUUACUACAAUAAGCGCAUUUUGCACAAAACCAAAGGGAAGCGUUUCACAUACAAGUUUAACUUCAGCAAGGUAGUGUUGGUGAACUACCCCCUUCUGGACAUGGCCAACUCUCCCUUCUUUCUGGCCCAGAACCACUUCAACGGGAGCUCCACCGCUCCAGACUGCAGCCCCGAGGCCAUACAGUCUCUGUUUCCUCGUUUGCCAGACUCCGGCAGGGGAACGUCCCUGUUUGAUCGAGGCACCACGGCACCGGGGCCCGAAGGAGACAAACUGAGACUGGAUGCAUUCCCCUUCCUCAGUACAGGUGCACCGUGCUACACCAAACCCCCAUCACUGCUGGGCCCGUACCCCCGCAACCCACCCUUCGACUACCCCUGGGGCUUCAACCCCUACCUCCCAGGGGCCUUCUCCCUCAAUAACUGCCCCAAACUGCCCCCUGGCUCCCUCUACCCCUCCCAGUUUUACCCAAACCCUUUGCAGAGCAGCCUUUCCCAGCUGCCUCACCCCUUCUCCUCCCUGCUCCCCCCAGGGGAGGCAGGUGGGGGUGAGAGGGGAGCAGCGGCGGGGCAAACCGGAGGGACAAACGGCACAGCGGGUGGUCAGCCAAUCAGACUCAUCAUGCCACCUUACCCCGGGAGCCUGUCAUUGGGUCGGACAGACGUUGGCAACGGGGCGUCAUUGGGGGAAAGAGCGGAGGCCAAUCCUCCAGCCACGGCGCUGGGUCUGGGGCUGGGAGCCAUCGGCCUCGGAGCCGGGGCAGGGACAGGCCGGCAAACCACCACAGAGAGGAGAGGAGGGGUGAAGCUGGACCCGGAGUCAGACUCAGACCUGGAGAUUACAGAUCUGAGCGACAGCAGCUCGGAGAACGAAAACGAGCAUGAGUCCAGCAUCGGGAAGGAAUCCAGGCUGGCGAACCGAUCUCAGAUAGUGUUGGAUGGAAAGAAAGGGAGCGUGCUGCCACCCAUCUCCUCUCUCCCCCCGACAGCGUCCCCACAUCCCCUGAAGAGGCCGAUGCCCAUCAGUCCCCCACCCCCGUCCCUGCCUCCAUCACUUUCCCCCUCUGUGGCUCUGCAUGACAGACACAAGGAGAAAGAGACUCUCAAAAUGAAACACAGCUAA
Messenger RNA from Pseudoliparis swirei, 1419 nucleotides. RefSeq names its product Ets2 repressor factor like 1 (gene erfl1). Lineage: Eukaryota; Metazoa; Chordata; Actinopteri; Perciformes; Liparidae. Gene Ontology annotation, molecular function: DNA-binding transcription factor activity, RNA polymerase II-specific; sequence-specific DNA binding. The transcript is spliced from 5 exons. The coding region runs from base 1 to 1419 and encodes 472 amino acids. The record is from RefSeq and is a predicted model, not a curated record. Gene Ontology annotation, cellular component: nucleus. Gene Ontology annotation, biological process: cell differentiation; regulation of transcription by RNA polymerase II.